CCAGGGUGCAACGAAUUGUAACCAAUUUCACGCGCAUAUUGUAAUUUAUUUCAAAAACAACGCGAAGUUAGUUGCAAUUUAAAGAUAAGGUUGUAAGCAAGAUGAACUUUCGGCAAAAUUGUAUUUAGCAAGUUAAUACUUAAAGAUUGUGAUAGUUAUGCACCAGUGAUAUUCGCGUUGCACAAGAGGAACGCAUAUUCCAGGCCCGAUGACUCUGAAGUAUAGGAAAAAGUUGAAAUACUUGCUAACACCGCUACUAAUAGUCUCGCUAGUGUUCAUUGUUUACCAGCUGAUAAUAUUCACGCAGCUCUCUUCUCUAAACAAUGUGAAGAGCAAGGAGGAGCACGUCUUGGGCAUACACGAGUAUCAGGCGCCUUUAUACAAGCCUGUGGAUAACAACUUUCGAUGUCUGGUCAGUCAGGAGUAUGUGGACUACAGAAGGGUGAAUGAUGAUUACUGUGACUGCAUCGAUGGCAGCGACGAACCCGGCACAAAUGCUUGUCCCACCGGCAGCUUCUUCUGCACAUCUCAAACCAGGCAUCCCCUGUUCAAACCCUUGAUUCCAUCGAACCGGGUCAAUGAUGGCAUCUGUGAUUGCUGCGAUGGAUCCGAUGAAUAUCUACACAAAAAGUUACAGUUCCAACUACCCUAUGACACUCAGAAGGCUCUGAGGAAGUUCAUGUCUCCCUGUCAAAAUCAUUGCCCUUAAACAAAGAGGAGGCUGUCCAAUCUCAUUAUUUAUUAUUUAUUUGUAAUGAAUAAAGUGCCUUUUAUUUUAAUCAGUAUUAGAGAGCUCUGCAGGACUUCUAGCUAGUAAUUGCAUAUGAACUAUUUGGUAAAUAGUUCAAAUGCGUUUUAUGGCUCUCCUGCAAAGCGAACUUUACGUUUGUAAAAUAUAUUUGUAGAAUAAAGUAGGACUAGUGUUUGA
This is a messenger RNA of Nicrophorus vespilloides, 928 nucleotides long. Its product is annotated as glucosidase 2 subunit beta. Bases 209 to 709 code for a protein of 166 amino acids. The transcript has 2 exons. The record is from RefSeq and is a predicted model, not a curated record. Lineage: Eukaryota; Metazoa; Arthropoda; Insecta; Coleoptera; Silphidae. Gene Ontology annotation, molecular function: protein binding. Gene Ontology annotation, biological process: N-glycan processing. Gene Ontology annotation, cellular component: glucosidase II complex.